Messenger RNA from Mercenaria mercenaria, 1175 nucleotides. RefSeq lists its product as uncharacterized. The record is from RefSeq and is a predicted model, not a curated record. Bases 411 to 1175 code for a protein of 254 amino acids. The transcript is spliced from 6 exons. Lineage: Eukaryota; Metazoa; Mollusca; Bivalvia; Venerida; Veneridae.
GACAUCAGGUGAUAUAUAACAUUUGGCUGACAUUGGCAUUGGUCCUAUAUCAGUAAACAGUGUCACAAAAUAAAGAAUCAAUACUUCAUGAUAAGAGGUUAUAAAAUAGCAAAUUUAUAUUAAACAUGACGAAGUAGGAUAUAAUGAAACAAUCAACAAGGUCGUAUUUCCGAUUUCCUGAGAAAAGUCAUACUAUUAGAUAUUCUAUACAAUUAUUGGUACUACGUAAUCGUUUUUGUUUAUUCUUAUAUCAAGGCACUUUAAAUCAAAUAUGACUAUUUCCCUCUUUCUUCGAUUAUUAUUUUCCAGCAACGAAUAUUUAGUAGUAUACAGUACAGACCCAGGGGUGGUUGUUGGAUGGUGUAAAGUGAACAAUUCAUUUUCUAAAAGAAACAUUUCUAAUUAUAACUAUGUGUGCAGUAUGGAUUCCGUUCUCUCUCAUACUUUCAUGCAGUGGUAUGGUGAUUGGAUACCAGUUUCCUGUCCCAGACUUUGAAAGUCCAUGGAUUCUUUUGGAAGCCCAGGCUGGAAUAAGUAAGGCAAAGAAAGAAAUUGAUCACGGAUUAAAUGAAGUUCCUUUGAUAGUAGAUGUACAAGUGAAAUCACAAGAUGCUCCGAAUGAAGGUUAUAUUUUUCAAGCAACAGGGGGAAUAACUCGUGAUGAUGAUGAACCAGAACCUUACAGCGGCGUGACCUAUAUUUACGAUGAGUCCAAAGUAACCGUUUGUGCUCCGCAACGUUACAAUGGCGCCAUGAAUGGAUACGCGAUCUACACAGAAGAUGGAGAUUAUUUCAUCGGUGCAAACAGUCAAAGAAGUUACAAUGUAAAUGUUCGAGUUCGGGCUUGGCGGAAAACAUCAUUGCCUCCCGCAGAUUUUGUAAAGACUGGUAUUCCAAUGGAAGUUGGAAAUACUACAAACGUUUCAGACGUUUACUUGGAUGAGGUCCAUGGUUUCCACGAGUAUCCGUCAAUGACGAUUGUUAGAAUGAACUUCAUAGAUCAUACAAGAGGGGCGCUUACCGCAAUGUCAGAUGCAGUUGGAGCGAACUUUGUCACCUACAGAGUCAAAACUUGGAGACAUAACAGUUAUACUGUACAUGGUGUAAGCAAAGAUCGAAUACGGGUUUGGAUUGAUUCACAAUAUGCAGGUAAACAAAAUUCUUUCUCUAUUUGA